AUGAGCUCGGGCUCGUCGCGUCCAACCUCUGUCCGCGGACUGUACACGCCGCCGGCGGAGGAAUGGGUCUUCCUUCCCCCCACGGUGUCGCCGCCCGCAAGCGCUCCGGCCCCAGCCCCGCCCGCGCACCUCCCCACCCCCUUCACGCCCGAAGACGACGAUAUGGUGGACUUUGGUCUUCCGGGCCCUGUCCAGAUGUUUGCCUCCCAGUUCCUGACCACGGCAAUGGGCAUGCCGUUUGAGGUGGGAAAGACACUGCUCCAGGUGGAGUACCGGCCAAGGAAGAAGUACGCGCCGCUCGAGACCGACGCCGUGACAAGCACACAACAGCACCGGGACUGGGGAGCCGAGGACGACGCACUGAGUAACCCGGACGAGGCCGAUGUGUACUUUUCCGACCGCCUCGAGGCGCCGUCGAACACGUUUGUGCCGCCUCCGCCUCCUGCACCCGACGCGUCGGGCUAUCUCGAUGACCCCUCCCCCUCGUGGCUACUCAAGGAUGACCCAGACAUCUCACGCGGUAAUGGCGUGUGGGGUAUGAUCCGUCGCAUCCGCGCGACACCGUCCGAGGGCCUCCCGGCACUGUGGAAGGGCCAGGUCGUGGCGACUGUCCACGCCGUCCUGUCUACAGUGUUGCAGCCCUCGAUCCACGCGAUCCUGUACACUGCCGUUCCGUCGAGUGGCACCUCUCUCCCGCUCGACUUCCCCCUCACGGCCCUGCCGCACCCGGUCGUCCCGCUCGCGAUCCAAGUGGCCUCGCACGCCGUGACCCAGUUCCUCAUCUCUCCACUGGAGAUGUUGCGCACGCGCUUGAUCGUCAUGCCGGCCAACCUGCCCAGCACGCCCAGCAGCCUCACCCUCCUGCGCCGCGCCAUCACAGAGGAAGGCGGUAUUGCCGGACUGUACCUGCACGCCAACCUGCUCAUCCCCACUCUGCUGGAACACACCAUCCGCCCGCUUAUGACGCUGUCCAUCCCGCUCAUCAUUGAGCGGUACUUUGGCAUCUCGCCCGACCUCGCGCCCAUCAGCUACUCGAUGGCCGACCUGGGUCUCAACAUCGCUGCCAUCCUCGUCAUCCUGCCCAUCGAGACGGUCCGUCGCCGUCUUCAGCUCCAGUCCCGCUCCGACGGCGAGUCCAAGAAGAUUCGCUCGGUCGUGCGACUCCGUGAACGCGACUACAUCGGCGUCGUCGAGGCCAUGUGGCGUAUCGUCACCGAGGAAACGUCUGCGCCGCGUAAGCGCCGCAUGAGCGAGAAGGACGAAGGAGGGUGGUUGUCAGGCGUCGGACAGCUUUACCGUGGUCUCGGCAUGGCUGUCACGGCCCACAUUACAGUGUUUGGCCUCGGUCUCGUCAGCGCAGGUCUGGGAGGCGGCCGUGGAGUCGACAGCGCCGGGUGGAAGGAGAUCUAA
This is a messenger RNA of Apiotrichum porosum, 1410 nucleotides long. RefSeq lists its product as uncharacterized. The coding region runs from base 1 to 1410 and encodes 469 amino acids. The transcript is spliced from 4 exons. Lineage: Eukaryota; Fungi; Basidiomycota; Tremellomycetes; Trichosporonales; Trichosporonaceae. The record is from RefSeq and is a predicted model, not a curated record.